Messenger RNA from Exaiptasia diaphana, 1817 nucleotides. Its product is annotated as beta-1 adrenergic receptor. The record is from RefSeq and is a predicted model, not a curated record. The transcript has a single exon. Gene Ontology annotation, molecular function: G protein-coupled receptor activity. NCBI's taxonomy places the organism in Eukaryota, Metazoa, Cnidaria, Anthozoa, Actiniaria, Aiptasiidae. The coding region runs from base 613 to 1593 and encodes 326 amino acids. Gene Ontology annotation, biological process: G protein-coupled receptor signaling pathway. Gene Ontology annotation, cellular component: membrane.
AAAAACAAUUAAGUUGAGUCAAAAGUAGUGAGAAUUAAACCAGUUGAGACUAAGAAUAAUAGCUGAAUCGUCGAAAUAUUCGAAAAAUCAAGCUGUUUAUAAUCGACUUCAGAAAAUGAAACAAAAUUCACCGCACUGUGAUUGGCUGCUUUAUUAACAAACACAGUUAAAAUCACUAGGGUUGAACAAUUUAUAUUUUGUGCAGCAGUGUGCUCUAGCGUCAGUCGGCAAACAAAAAGGUGAAAAGAAAGUGCAAACAUUUUGAUCAUAACUGGAAGGCUGUGAAGCAGUACACAAUUAUCACAUAUAAAACAGACUGAAACAAGAGACGACGUGCAAUUUCCCGUCUAUGCGUUGAUAGAGAAUCGUCUUCCGGGAGCUCGGAGGAGAAAUAAGAAAGGUUUUAGUGACAAGAAUCUCCUUCAUGUACAUUCACUGAAUUCAUUCACUGAAUUUUUAGCAGAAACGAUUCGUCUCGACGAGCACUAGCCAACCAGUGAUCAGCUUUAGUGAUUUUUUCAGUCAACAAGCUGUCACCUACACCUAUUCUAAAUACAGCUGAAAACUUCAGUCGAGCCGUUGAAUGAAGGGUGCCCUCAAUUCCUAGAAACAAUGGAAGUGAACUCAAGCUAUACGCAAGUUAAUAACAGUGUCUGUGCACAUCUACCAUACACCGUUAACAUGGUCCCGUACGUCCAUGAAGGAGGCCCCGAGGCUGUUACAAUCUUGACUUGUGUGUUCAACGCCGUAUCGUGCUUGUUUACUUUGAUAGGCAACCUUUUGGUGUUUGUUGGAGUUUUGAGUAAACGUGAUCUACGUACAGUACACUACACUUCGAUAUUAUUCUUAGCAUCAACGGAUUUAUUGAUUGGAAGUAUUGCGCAACCUGCAUUUGUAAUCUUUCAAAUCAGUAAACUAGGUUCUSGAUCCGGAUUCUCAUGUGURGCACUUGCGGUUUAUACAUCUACUGUUUUUCUAUGUACAGGUCUGUCCAUUUUAACUCUUAUUGUUAUAACUUUGGAAAGAUACUUUGCCAUAUUUUAUCCUUUUAAAUACCAAAACCUAGUGACAAAGGCAAGGAUGAUUGGAUUGAUWCUUUUAGUAUGGUUGGUAUGGACGGUGUUUAUUACUUUAAUUCGAUUCACCACGACUACAACAACCUCUACGCUUGGCACUAUCGCUACGAUCUUGAUUCUAACCUGUUUGUUGAUAACAUUGUUUGUGUAUUUAAGGGUUCAGAAACUUGUCCUAAGAAACCGCAGAGCUGCAGCCCCCAGGCCAGCCCUCUCGGGAAUGACCAGUUGUAACAGCGAAUCAUCGCCACAAGAUAGAAACAUCCCUGAAACCAAGAGCUCUCGAACUGUGGGCAUUUUAACCGGAACACUAGCUCUGUGUCUUUUGCCAACAAUAAUCGCCUCUGCGAUCAUACAAACUAAAGCUACCAAUAAAGAGACUUUAUAYCAUGUUAUCUAUCCACUGACAGACACUGCCGUUAUACUCAAUUCAACAUUGAAUCCUUUUGUAUAUGUAAUUCGAAGUAAUAUUAUUAGAAGAAGUAUCAGGGACUUCAUCAAGCGAUAUACCAAUUGCUAACUACAAAUUCACCGGAAAAAAUAUCGAAAAAAAAUUGGGCACUGUAAAAAUAGAAAUUAAUUGUUGAGCUAGUCCUAAAAAAAUACGAUAAUUAAAACACAAUUGUACAUAAUUAAAUUUUCAUCAAUUUUUAAACUAUACGUAAUCCAUGUUUAUUAUGUUUUAUGUAUUAUACUCAAUUAACUUAGUGAAAUAAAAUCAGCUUUAUUGCUUUUUGAACUUAA